Messenger RNA from Penicillium diatomitis, 363 nucleotides. RefSeq lists its product as uncharacterized. Lineage: Eukaryota; Fungi; Ascomycota; Eurotiomycetes; Eurotiales; Aspergillaceae. The transcript has a single exon. The coding region runs from base 1 to 363 and encodes 120 amino acids. The record is from RefSeq and is a predicted model, not a curated record.
AUGUCAGAAGUUAUUGCCACUAUGCUACUCUUCCAAUUUGAAGGGGCCUCUGACAUCGUACGACGGGAUAUGGCGAUAGCGUGGUCACCGGUGGUGCUCAUCGAUCUAUCGAUAAUCGAAAUGCUUGUCGGAAUGGUCUGCUGGUAUUCAAGUAAGACCAAGCGGGGCAAUGGUGCUUUGAUGGCAGUCUAUUUGGCGGUGUUACUGAGCUUUGGCAUUGGUCUCUCCGCAUGGAUGUUUCGAAAGUGGCUUUCGCCGAACGAGACCAGUUCUGUAAAUGAAGAAAGGGUCCCGCCGGUCGAAGUGACCCCUUACUCGAAGGUGGUUGUCCCUGAACCGGAGGGGAUGACUGCAGCGAAAUGA